This is a messenger RNA of Cuscuta campestris, 2932 nucleotides long. The record is from the annotation of a GenBank genome assembly. Lineage: Eukaryota; Viridiplantae; Streptophyta; Magnoliopsida; Solanales; Convolvulaceae.
AUUAAGUAAAAGUCAUACGUUAAGAUUAAAUACAAAAUAUAUGCCCACCAUAAUUCCAAACAAUCAAAGGUUCACAAUGUUAAUAUACUAGGGUUUUGAAAUAAAAAACAUAUAGUGCUAAACAUAUUUUUAUGACAAAAUAAAGUAUCCUAAAAUCUUCCUCUAAUAUCCAUUUAAGCUCCAUCUCUUCUUUUCAUGUUGUCACUUCUACCUUGAUUGUAAUUCUCAACCAAUGAGGAAAAUGAAUGAUAUUCUCAUAUUGGGCAUUGAUCUGCAAAUGAAAAAGAGAAAAGUAAUAAAAGAAAUCAAUCAAUAAAUGAACAUGUUAAAGUGGCUAAUAAUUAGAUAAGAAAGUAAAGAAACAUAUAAAGACCCCAUCAUAGGCAGUGUUAUCCAUAAUAGGCAGCAGUAAUAAGAAACAUAUACUUUUGGAUUGCAACAUAGUUCACUGUUAUCCAUAAUAGGCAGCAGUAAUAGCAAGUUUUGUCCACAAUAGAUAGUAAUCAUAUUUCCAGUAAAUAAAGAGCUUAUCAUUAUAUAAUAUGGAUAUGCCCUCUAUUUUAAAAUGAAUAUCAAUUGAUGAAAAACAUAUAUACCUCUGGAAGUGGUACUAUAUAGAAGACAAUCUUUCCUCUAGAGCACGGAUACAAGCUUCAUAAGUUUCAUUGAUUUCAGACACUCUUUUAUUCACUUCAGCAUCAAUCCUCUUUUGCUCAAGAACAUUUGUAAAAUCUUUCUUCAAAUAAGAUUUAAAUGACAAUUAGCUCAUAUAAAGGACAAGUACUAUAAUCAAGCCUAAAUGAUAUAUAAUAGACCUAACAAAUUUAGAGUAAUGAAUAAGCAUAAUUGAAGGAAUGGUCUUUUUCAUUUUUGCAAUUCACUGUACACUUGAAUAUAGUCACCGUAUGACAAAGGUGGGCCCCACUGACCAGAUAGAUUCUGCACGACCUACCUUCAAGCCACAAAUACUGAGAGAAGUCAAAGUCUUAGUGUUCAAGUUAUUCCUCCUAGAGUAACAAAAGAAGAAAAGAAUAUCCUCCUGCCCCAAUUCCCCACCAGGCAGAAUCCCCCUGACCAUAGCCCAAGAUUCAAUUUUUCACAUGAUUGAAGAAAACCUGUAUCAAAUCUACAGAAAACUAAUGCAUUUCAAACUAAUUGAUGAUACCAAACAAAAAAACCAGGUUUGACAUGAACCAUUAAAAUAAAUGCACAACAGAUAAUCAAGAACAUCGAAAUUGAAGCUUAUGAAUCUUCCUUACUUAUCAAAUUGGGCGAUGGGCGUCGCUUAGGAAUCAAAGAAACAUGGCUGAGGGCAAACUUCUUUGGAAAGAUUGAAUAAACGGUGGCUAUGUUCUUAUGAUGUCCCAAAACAAGAGGAGAUACAUCCGAGGUUGCUGACAAUGAAGCGCAAUUAGAAUUUGCCAUUUACGUGUCUCCCUCUAUUCACCACGCUCUCUGUCUGUCUCACUUUACAAAAUCACGGGGAAAAAAAUAAGGUUUUGAGGGGUCAGAGAAAGUUCGGAGACGCUGAGGGGAGAGACUCUUGAGAUCUCCGAAAGGCUGCUGAUCUCAACGGCUUAUUGAGCAAAAAAAUUAGGGGCAUGUCAAGUAUACACACCAAUAAACCAAUUUCACACCCAAAUUCUUCAUGGAAAUGCUUUCACUGAUUAGAGGAACAAGUUACGUGUUUAUCGUCACUCUCUAUCCAUGUUAGAGGGCCAGCAUUAGUAAUUGUCUACAAGACUCAUAACCCGAAUUCAAAUAUAAAAACCAAUUUUUUAUCUGGAGGCACGAUUGAGUUGCUUCCACAUAAGUGUUAUACAGGAAAUGUGCAUAGAAAACAGAGUUCUGUGUUUGAUUCUCUUAGCCGGGAUGCAACAUUAAUGGAAAAUGCUCAGAAGAGCUUUUUGGGUGGUAAAUGCAACAGAAAAACAGGGUUUGGCCGGAAAAUCAGAAUCAAACCGUCCAUUGCUGUUUGGUUCCAGAUGGAAUUGGAGAGAAAUAUCACUGGUAAUGACACUCAGUGGAGUACGUUAGGUGAGUGGAGGACAAGGCCGAAUGCUGAACUUGUUUGGUUCGAGGUAGUGGCUGGAAUCAGGGAAGUAAACAUAAAGGAUGGGGACAAGACAAAACUACAAAAGGCUACAUGAAACAUAUUAUGUAAAAUGAGGCUAUAUAUAUCACGCUUCCCCCCUCAUUGUAGAAGCAGGUUCAAUGUUUUAAAUCCUUUGUAAUACUCUUGGAGUGUUCAAGUUAUUCCAAAUAUUUCCUAAUUGAUAUAUCUUAACAAGUAAUAUGCAGCUUUCAUAGAAAUCACAACAAGUAAUAUGCAGCGUUCAUAGAAAUCACAGCAUUUAAACAAUUUGAACAGAUAUUUGACUGAAAAUAUGCAGAAACUCACUCUGCAUUUAAAAAAAAUGAGUAAAUACUGAAAAACCAAGCAUACAUUGAACAACAACAAACAGAUUUGAGAUUUGUCUAUGUAAAAAUUCAAAAUGUUACUGCUACUUCCUUCAGAAUAGAGUUUAUGUUCAGCAAAUAUAAUAUACUCCUUAAGUUAUGUUCAGCAAAUUUAAUAUAGUCCUUAAGUUAUGUUCAGCAAAUAUAAUGCACUCCUUAUGUUCAGAAAAUAUAACACACUCCUUAUGUUCAUCAAAUAUAAUAUACUACUUAUGUUCAGAAAAUAUAAUAUACUCCUUAAGUUAUGUUCAGCAAAUAUAAUAUACUCCUUAAGUUAUGUUCAGCAAAUAUAAUAUACUCCUUAAGUUAUGUUCAGAAAAUAUAAUAUAGCUCUCAAUUCUGGAAACAAACACAAGUAGCUUAUGCUAAAUCUCAUACAGAAGGAUCAGUCCCAAACGGUGUAUUUCUAGUCCCAAACGGUGUAUAAAUCCCAAAACCACAUUCCCAACCCCAAUAACAGAAGGAUCAGUCC